UUACACACACACACACACACACACACACACACACACACACACACACACACACACACAGAGAGAGAGAGAGAGAGAGAGAGAGAGAGAGAGAGAGCACGGGUGGCUGGCUUAAAGUGUGUUGAAGAUGCAACAACAAAGUGGACAAGGAGGGGGAGGGGCAGGAGGCGGAGAAGAAGGGGAAAAGGGACCUGCGGUGGCGGUGGAAGCGAAGUCUGAGUCGACCCCGAGCAAGCCGACGUGGACAGGAAACCGGAGGCGCACUAAUGGAUUCUUCGGAGGGCAGGCUACUACACAAAGCAGCAAUGGUGGGAGGUAUUACUCUCGUGUGGAGAACGCCGGUCGUAACGGAUACGGCAGGGUGGGCGUUGUGGAAUGGGUACCCCGCGACCGUUUGUCCAAUCAUGAAUCGACUCUAGGAGGAGCAGCAGCGGCAGCAGCAGCAGGGGGUGCCGCGAAAGGAAGGUCCUCCUCCGCUGAGUGCAGCGAAGUAGAAGCAAGAGGUGGUGGCCAUGCGAGUGGUGGUCCCGCUCCGGAUGCUGGCUGUCUAGGAGCAGGACGACGAGGAGGAGGAGGAGGAGGAGGAGGAGGGAACCGGCGACGCUGUUUUCACGGGAGACAUCCAAGCUUGUCCUCAUCUUCGUCUUCGUCUACUGCAGGCUAUGGUUAUCAUAGUAAUUAUGGGGAUAACGGGGACUACGGGGAGAGGGAGUUCAGGGAAGGUAUGCAAUUGGGGGGAGGAGGAAGACGGGGACCUCCAGGUGGAGGGUAUCGCGGUGUGGGGGAUGUCGAUCAUCCAGCGGUGGAUAUGCGCGGGUUCGAGGACGAAGCAGCAGCGGCCAUGGACCGGGCUGCUGCUGAAAGAUCUGCCGCCGAAGCUAUGGCUGUGGAUGCAUUCUGGAAUGCCUACAAUCAUCAGCAGCAACAGCAGCAAGCGAACUCAUGGUUGCUGGACGAAAUUGAGGCUUUCGCUUGGCUGCGUCAGGAAUUUGCUGCUGCCAAUGGGAUUAUCGACCUCGUCUUCGCCGAGCUACAGAUAGCAGCUGGGGAGAAUGGCAGGUAUGAGGAGCUGUGGGCGUGUGUUCAACGGCGAAGAAUGGCUUGGAUACCUCUUUUGCACUUGCAGCGACUUGUCGGGUUAACAGAGAUUCUCGCUGAGCUCCAUCACGUGAACUGGGUGCGGUUUUCCAAGAAAGCUGAUGCAACCAGAGGGGAAUCUGAGAGUAUGGGGAUGGGUAGGAACGGUUACUGUCGAGGAGUAGCAGAGGUGAGACGCGGCCAGGGGGGCGAUUGCGGUUGUUGCAGUUGUUGCGGUGAUUGCGAGAUGGUAAGAGAGGAGGAUGGAGAGGAGGAGGACGACGACGACGACGACGUGGGUAGCGACGGAAAGGGUAGCGAUCGGAACGAGGGCGCAGUGGGAAUGGCCCAAUGCCGGGAAACACGGCGCCUUGCCGAAGGAAGGAUCAGAAAAGAGGCGGGGAAGCGAAGGGAGGAGGAGGACGAGGAUGAAGAGGAGGAGGAGGAGGAGGAAGAAGAACAGGUGGUUGACCUGAGGAGAAGCCGAGGACAUCUAAGGUCGGAUGGCAGAGAUGGGGAAGCAGCAACGGCAGCGGGUGAGUCCUCUCUCCCUGCUGAGGAGCAGGGAAAGAUCCACAGUAAGGACGGAAAGGGUGGCGCGACUGCGAGAUUGAGAGAAGAGGAGAAGAGUAUGGAAGAGAAUGGGUGUAUCAGAACGGAUCGCCGGCAUGGAGGUCGCCACGGCCUUAAUGGACGAGAUCGGGACUGUGGGGCGGUAGAACUGGUUGAGGAGGAGGGCAGUGUAGACGAAAACAAUGCGAGAGAGACUUGCAGCGAUGGGAGGAGGGAGGUUGUGUGUAAUGACGAGGAGGGAGGUGGUCGGGAGAAGAACGUCAGCGAUGGAAGCACGCGCCGGAUUGGUGAAAGAGAUGGGAGAGAAGUUUGCAUCAGAUCGGUUGUUGUCGGUAGCAAGGAGGAAGGGCUGCGAGGGGGGGAGGAGGAGCUACCAGAAGAGACGGGUGUGCGGCGGGAGGAGACUCGUUGCACAAUGGGGAAAAUAGUCGCUGAGGCGGGCGCUGAUGUGGUGGGCAUGGACGUGGAGAUGGGAUCAGAGGGAGGUGGUGACCGAGUUAGGAGGCGGCCUGACGGAGAUCUAGAUAACAGGGGAGAAGAGGGGGCCUCUAUGGAUGAUGAUUGCCGCCGCGUGGGGAUGGAGGAGAAUGCCGCGAGCUGCAGUGAACCUCCAAGUGAAAACGGAGUUGAUCCCUUUGACCGACAAGUUUGUGCAGAUACCGAUUCCAUCCCGAUCGCCGUAUCGCGCGCUUCGGUGAUGGAGCCUAAUGAAGGAGGCGGACGAAGAGGAAAAGGGGGAUCGUACGAAGGGGAAGAUGACAUUUCUAUGUCAGAGAAGAAGCUGGGCCAGUGUCCAGAAUGCCACGUGUCGUCAGUGAAAGAGAUGGAGGGAAGCUCAUCGGAAAGGACAAAUCACGAGACCCUUUGUACUGCAGAAACGACAGGCGAAAGAGAAGGCCCGAAGGAGAAGAAGGGGAUAGGAGAAACGAGACUAGAUCGGCAUUUGCUGAAGACUAGCAAGGAAGAGCUAGAUCUGCUAGACACGCAUAAGUAUAUUAGUCAGGGAGAAGAAGACAUUUCGGACACGAUCCAAGACGUGGCUGCUAAGCCUGUCUCUUAUACACAUCUAGAUGUGUAUAAGAGACAGGUGAAGGUGACCUGCAGUCUUGGCGUCGUGGUGAUCGGCCAAGAGCUGGGUACGGAGACCACGUGUGUUAGGGAUGCACAGUCGGAGCUGGAUAUGGGUCGUGGCGAUGUAGACUUUCUCGGGGGGCUUGUGGUCGGGUUGUUGAGAGAGGGCAUCAGCAACGCGGUUGCUUUUGUCGGGAGUAUGACAAAUGGUGAAUGUGAACUGGGCAAGGAAGUCGAACCAUCGAGCUUGGCGUGGGGUAGUGUCUUUCUUGGUGAGGAUGGAAGAAACGAUGUUGUUGUCAGUGCGGAUGGUGAAGUAUUGCCCGUCGAGGAGUUCUGUGAGGGCGUGAAUCAAGACGAGGAGUUCCUUCUCGUUGGAGGGGUAAUUCAUCUUGGCGGGAAGGAGCUUCUUGCUUGCGAAGGUGAUGGGGUAUUCGUCGGGUGGAGCCUCGAGGUGAGUGGGCAAGUCCUUGAUGGAGGGGGUCUCGACGAUGUCGCGGGAUGGGGUAUUCGUUGGGUGGAGCCUCGAGUAUGGCUCCAAUGCCGAAGUCGGAGGCAUCAUGGUGACAUAGAAAUGGCGAGUGGGGUCGACGAUUUUGAGGACAGGGGCCGUGGUGAUGGUUUGCUUGAGGAACUCGAAAUCGUGUUGGCGGUGAUCGUUCCAAUUGAAGGGUUCGUCUUUGCGUGUGAGUUCGUGGAGAGGGUAAGAGAUCUCGAAAAAAUUGCGAAUGAACGGGGGGUAAUAGUUGGCAAGACCGAGGAAGGAACGGAGUUGGAGGAGGGUCUUGGGCGGGGGGUACUCAACGAGGGUUGUGACCUUCGAGGGGUUGCCUUCAACGGAGACAAUGUGGCCAAGGUAUUCGACGCUCGAAGCGGCAAACGUACGUUUGCUGAGCUUGGCGUAGAAUGUUUGCUCUCGGAGGAUCGAGAGGACUUGGCGAAUGUGCUAAAGGUGGGACUCGAAGGUGGGGCUAAAGAUGAGGAUGUCAUCAAGGUACAUGACGACAUAGACUUCGAGGAGGUCACAAAAGAUGUGGUUCAUGGUGGACUGGAAUGUGGCGGGGGCAUUGGUGAGUUCGAAAGGCAUUACGAGGAACUCGUAGUGCCCGAACCGAGAGUGGAAUGUGGUUUUGUGGGUGUCCUCCUCGCUGAUACGGAUAUGGUGAAAGCCACUGCGGAGGUCGAUCUUGGUGAAAUAUUUGGCUCCACGGAGGCGAUCAAGAAGUUCAGAUAUCCGGGGGAGUGGGUACUUGUUCUUGACCAUGAUCCGGUUCAAGGCACGGUAGUCUGUGCACAUGCGGAGUUCCGAGGUGCCCUUUUUCUUGACGAAGAGGCAACUGGUUCCGAAGGGGGAGAAGCUAGGCUUAAUGAAUCAUUUUUCAAGGAGUUCAUUGAGCUGGCGCUUCAUUUCUUCGGCCUCGGGGACGGAGAGUUGGUACGGAGGGCGGCAAGGAGGAGAAUGGCCGGGCUCGAGAGUAAUGGUGUGGGAUACACUUGGAUCAGGAGUGUCGAAGUCAUCAUCGAUGGUGGAUGGAGUGGUGUUGUCAAGGGUGAUGUUAUGGAAAAAGCGGGGGCGGGAGGGAGCGGGUGUAGAUUGGUGAUGGGGGUGGAGGAGUCGAUCGUGGUGAAGCAUGCGAGAGAGGAGGUCAGAAAGGGGCAUGUCGGGUUCGUGGGCGAGGGCGGUUGCAAGAUCUUUGUGGCAUACUUGCUUGAUGCGGGAGAUGAACGCAAAGUCGGGAAUGAUGGUGGUGGGGAGGUGAUGGCGGAGGGAACGGAUGUAUUGGACGAAGCGGUUCGUGGGAUUGGUCUGGCGGAGGUGACAAAAUUGUUCGAGGUAGUCAUCUAUGGUUUUCUGGGGCCCGAAGGUGGCAGUGAGAAGGUUGGCCCAUCGAAGGAAGGAGUGACGUGGUCCUCCGGAGGCGGGGUGGUUGUUGACUUCGGCCAUCCACCAUUUGGCGGUAUUGCGGAGGAGGCGGGAGGUGGCAAUGGGAAGCCAGUGGACAAGGGGCAUGUGGUGGAGCUUGGGAGAGUUCUGGAGCUGGGUAAGGAAGAGGAAAAUGUCCUUGUGGGGAAGGCCGGAGAAGGGCAUGAUGACGGCGGAUCGAAAGGAAUGGGGGAUUUCCCUUCGUCGGAGCAGGUCACACGGUUGGAUAGGCUAGAGAUAGUGGUUUCGAUUUUGGUGAUGGACGAGCGAAUGUCCGUUUGGAAAGAGGACAUAAUGCGAAUGAGGGUGGUGAUAUUGGUGGCAACGGGCUCGGAUCUUUGUUCGCCCGUAAGUUCGCAAGCGAGGCUGUCAACAGAUUGGGUGUUGACGGCGGUCGAAUCGAUGUUGGAGGAUUGGGCCAUGUUGGGGAAAGAUGGAGUGGAUGCGGUGGCUGAGGCGACGACUGCGGAUGAGGUGGAGGCAGACGAGGCGGCAGCGUCGACGGCUGCACGUUGGGAGGUCUUGGUUUGGCGUGGUGGAAUGUGGAGAUUUGGGAGUGGCAGGGGGKGGGGGKGGGGAAGGUAUUUACAACAUUAAUUGAUUUAUUCAAAAAUAAGUACAGGAAUUUGCCAAAACAAUAAAUGAAUAAAAUGGGAAUUA
Chara braunii is the source of this 5302-nucleotide messenger RNA. The record is from the annotation of a GenBank genome assembly. NCBI's taxonomy places the organism in Eukaryota, Viridiplantae, Streptophyta, Charophyceae, Charales, Characeae.